CAGGAAAUGAAAUUGGGGUUAGGGUUUUUUUUAUUUUCAUGGGUGCGUGCUUCUCCUCUUCUUCUUCUGCUCAACAGAAUCCCACCGCAAAGCUUAUUCUGGAAGACGGAGGACUUAAAGAAUUUCCUGAUCCAGUCACGGUGGAAGGCGUUGUAGCAGAAAAGCCAGGAUUUUUCGUCUGCGAUGCGGAUUCUAUGUCAUUUGACGAUUAUUUAUUCCCCCUGCCUGCAGAGGAGACGCUGGAGCUCGAUCAGAUCUAUUUCCUGUUUCCUGUCGAGAAGCUUAAGCACCGUGUGCCGGCGUCAGAUAUGGCUGCCUUGGCCGUGAAAGCCAGUGCUGCAUUAAAGCGGACCGGACGGAAACGAAGCCGUUGUAAAAUAAACCCUACCAGGGAAGAAAAUUUGGAUCUUUUGCAUGUUCGGAGGGUGAAUCAUAAGAUCCGAGCGGUAAAUUUUAGGGUUGAUGAAUCUGAGGCGUUGAAAUCGAGAAGCGGAAGAAGAGUGCAGAGUAUUUCAUCGAUGCGGCGAGUUCUUGCAAAUAAAUCAUUGAACAGGAAGCUUAGCACGAUCGAAGAAGGUUUUUCUGUUAAAUGACAGAUUGUGCUCUGACAGCUUGUCUAUUUUAUUUAAAUCAUGACGGUAGCGACAAGAGUAGCGUCGCCAUGUGACUUUCUGGCUAUUAUAUUUAAAGUGCCGGAAAAUAUUUCAGCGGGAUCAAUCUUGGGGGUCUGCUAAACUUGCUUAUCGGUGGCUUUCAGAGGGGAAAGAUUUGUAUAAUGCUCCAAGAUCUCGGUCAUAUGAAGGUAUUCUGCGAAUUUGAGAUGGUGUUUCCUGUAUUCGUAUAAUAUAUGUUAUUAGCAGAUCACAUGGCCAGGGGAGAGUUGUUUUGGUCAAUAUUUUUAGUUGUUAAGCUCUGUCAGAACAAUGGAGUGCAUAGAAAUGCAUUUUAAAUAGCUGUUAUUUUGUUCAGCAUCAUGCGCUGUAAUUAGCUCUUUUCAGAUCACAAGAAAGUAGGAGUUUCAGAGAAAGGUUAAAGAUGCGCAAAUUUCUUAUCAGAAAUAUUGUGCAGUUGAAGCUUCUUGGAUUGAAUGAGCACCUUUCGCUGUAUGGAGUUCUGUUUGAAUGUUUGUUUCAGUCUUCCUCAGGAAUGAACAAAUAUUAAUAGGGAAUAUUUUACUAAUUUGAUUAGGUUCAAUGGUAGUAUAUUGGGCUAG
Molecule: messenger RNA, 1213 nt
Organism: Cryptomeria japonica (Japanese cedar)
Lineage: Eukaryota; Viridiplantae; Streptophyta; Pinopsida; Cupressales; Cupressaceae
Exons: 1
Coding region: 39-593 (184 amino acids)
Source: RefSeq, a predicted model, not a curated record